CAUAAUUUAGCAUUGCCAGAAGUAGCAUUGCUCUAUUCCUUCUCCGCCAGCGACAAUCGCAUUGCCUUCCCAAACAAACAAACAUGAAGCUCUCUACCUUCUGCGUCUCCUUUCUUCUUGCGGCGCGCCUUGUGUCUGGCGAUACUAGGGCUUCCGCCUUUGCAUCGCCUUCCAACGAUCGAUCGGCAGUCAAUAUCAGCGGAGGCGCCCAAAUCAAAACGACACGCUGGGCGCCCUUUGCGCGGUUGUCGACCACUCAUCGUCCUUCGGUCAUGAUCUCCAUUGAUGACAUUCCAUCCAACACUGCCGAUGAUACGCUCAAGACUGGUGACAUCCAAUCUUGGUGGGGCAAUGUGCGAACCUCCUUGUCCCCCGACGACGAAGACGGCGUCACGUUGAAGCAAAAGUUGGCCAAGAAGGGUUUCGCUGCCUUUGCCACGUACAUUUUCUUGGGAAACUUCUCCAGCGUUUCUCUCUUGUCCUGCGCCUGGUAUGUGUUCUCGGUCCGGACAGGUGUCAGUCCCAUUGCUCCUGGUCAAUGGAAGCCAUUCUUGGCGGUCCUUUCUGGAUUCUUGGCGAUCAAUGUAGCUAUCAAACCUGUCAAGAUUAGCGUGGCAUUGGCAGCGACACCUCUGACAGAGCGCGCCAUGGGCUGUUUGAAGCACAAAUGUCAUGGUUCCAAGAGCCUUACCACUGGAUUGGUCCUGUCCUUUCUCAUUGUGGCGGCUUUGUGUUCUUUGAGUGGUGGUGUCAUUGUAGCCAGCACUUUGGCAGGAGUUCCCGUCUUUGCAUCCUGAUCAUCAUCAAUCAUCAUCAUCAAGAGAUACCGUUAUCUUUUGUACCCUGACUAUCCAGUUUGGGGGACUGUAAUCAUAGAAUAGAAUUGAAAAAGGCAGCACAAACAGCAAUUUCGCCGCCAACCGCAAACAACACAUACCAACGCAAACAGACUAGGCACUUCUACAACACAAUCAUAUGAAUAGAUUUUUUGUUAUAGCUGCAUUAGGCUUCUUAGAAAAAGUAAGUAAGUAAAGCAAUCACACAACGGU
This is a messenger RNA of Seminavis robusta, 1049 nucleotides long. NCBI's taxonomy places the organism in Eukaryota, Bacillariophyta, Bacillariophyceae, Naviculales, Naviculaceae. The record is from the annotation of a GenBank genome assembly.